Molecule: messenger RNA, 1377 nt
Organism: Archocentrus centrarchus (flier cichlid)
Lineage: Eukaryota; Metazoa; Chordata; Actinopteri; Cichliformes; Cichlidae
Gene: zdhhc4
Product: zDHHC palmitoyltransferase 4
Exons: 7
Coding region: 299-1345 (348 amino acids)
Biological process (GO): peptidyl-L-cysteine S-palmitoylation; protein targeting to membrane
Cellular component (GO): Golgi apparatus; endoplasmic reticulum
Molecular function (GO): protein-cysteine S-palmitoyltransferase activity
Source: RefSeq, a predicted model, not a curated record
CGUUAGCUCAACCCAUCAAUCGGUGCUAAGGAAGUAGCAUUGUUUACAGAGCAUGGAGCAAAAGUGAGGCUAGAAGCUUACCAAAGUGACUCUGCUGACGAGAGAUAAACACUAAAAGGCAGCUAUGUGCAACCUCGACUAGAUAGUAAGGGGUGAACGAGCUUGAAAAUAUCUUUAUAGGAGGUAAAGGAAUGAAGAUUCGGUUCGGUUUUGCUAACGCUGCGUGGGCGCUGACAGGUUUGAGGGGAGCAUGCUAACGUAACUUGUUCACCUGAGUCGUUUUUAAGCCAGGUGAGAUAUGGAUUUCCUCACGCUGUUUGCUGUUUACGUCGCGGUGGUGCUCACAUGUAUAGCUCUAGUCUGCAAAUACUCCGGCCAGCAACACAGCCCCCUUAAUGUACUCUUCAACUUUGCAGCAAAGAUACUUGGACCCAUUACACCAAAAUGGCUUCAGAAGUUUUGGCAGUGGACGUUACACAGACUGUUCCAUCAAAGGAGCAACAUGUUCAUCUACCUGCAUAUCCUGCUGGAGGGCGCAGUGUAUGCAGAGUUCACCUACGAGGUGUUUGGCUUCUGUAGGGAGAUGGACACCACUCUGACCAGCCUAUCUGUGCCUUAUGUCCUGCUGGGCCUCAAGACCUUCUUCUUCUACCUCUGCAUCAAGACAGAUCCAGGCACAGUGACAAAGAAGAAAGUCGCUGCUCAGCUGCACAUCUAUUCAUAUGACAGAAGACUGUUUCACCCGGGAGUCUCCUGUCCGACUUGCCAGCUUGUUAAACCGGCCCGCUCUAAACACUGCAGGGUCUGCAACAGGUGUGUGCAGCGUUUCGACCACCACUGUGUCUGGGUGAACAACUGCAUCGGUGCUCAGAACACACGUUUCUUCCUGCUUUACCUCUUCAGCGUUUGUGCCAUGGCAGGCGACAUCGCCCUGCUAACAGGGGACAUGCUGCUUCAUGCUGUGCUGCGCUCAGGGCUCCUCAGGGCCAGUUACAUAGAUGAGAACGGCCAACAGCAACCAGCAGGACCUCUGUUUGUUGUGCAGCAUCUAUUUCUGACUUUCCCCCGAAUCGUCUUCAUGCUGGGCUUCUUGGUCUUCGUUUUUUUCCUCUUGGCGGGUUACGCCAUGUUCCAUUCCUACCUGGCUCUUAUCAACCAGACCUCCAAUGAGUGGUACAAAAGUAGAGGCUACGUCUGUCAGCACUGCCAUCCAACUGCAGCAGCCGAUAAUCUCCAUAGCCCCGUGCCAGAUCACUCUAAAAGAUACUACUACAGCAGGGGGCUUCUCCGAAACCUGGGAGAGAUUUUCUUCCCUCCACGGCCUGUUCAAAAAAAAGACAACUGAACUGGUUGGUUAUAGUUUCUGUAACUACCACU